UUUCUCUGUAUCUCUAUAUCCGCCAUUGAUUUCCAUUAUACCUUUACGAUCUCUGUAAGUAAUCAAUCCAUCACACUCAAUCUCAUUAUUAUUAUUCAAAUUCAAUGUGAUCCAUCACAUCUUUUUCACAUUGUUUUUGAAUCUUUGAUCUCAAAACCCUAAUUUUAUCCGCAUUUAAUUAGGGACUUUUCACACUCUCUCACACGCACACACACAAAUAUAUAGAUACAGAUAUAUAUAUAGAAAGAGAGAGAGAAAAGAAAAAAAGGAAAUGCCAAGCGUUGCUGUGAAAUUAUACAGUGUAUUUUUCAAAUUAAUAUUAAAAAGACGUUUACAAAACCGAAUUCACAACCCUAAUAAUAAUAAUUCAUUAAAUGAUAAUAAUAUUAAUAAUGCUAGUUCUACUUCAUUUGGGGUGACGUCACGCCCUGAAGAAUCUAUAACUCCUUCAAAUCCUGUAUUUACAGAUGGUAUAGCUACAAAAGAUAUACAUAUAGAUCCGUCGUCUGCGCUUUGUAUUCGUAUCUUUUUGCCCGAAACGUGUCUUGUUUCCACUGAUUCUGAUAAUAAACAUAAUAACCCUAUUAAGACUAAUAGAUCUGAAUCUUUUAACGGUAUUCCUAGGCGUAAUAGUUACGGCUCAGGCGGUGAUUAUACGUAUAAUGGUAGUAGUACUAAUGGUCAAAGUGAUCGAAGGAGUAGUUAUUGUAACGGGUUUGGGAGUACGUGUGAUUUGAAUGUGAAGUCGGGGGGUGGGAAUAAUGGUAAUGGGGUUGUUUAUAGAGGGUAUUCGCCGUUUAUGAAUAAAUGUAGGAAAUUGCCGUUGAUGGUACAGUUUCAUGGCGGUGGGUUUGUGGCAGGGAGUUGUGAUUCUGUCGCGAAUGAUUUCUUUUGUAGGAGGAUUGCGAAAGUUUGUGAUGUGAUUGUUGUGGCGGUUGGGUAUAGGCUUGCGCCUGAGAAUAAGUAUCCGGCUGCGUUUGAGGAUGGGUUGAAAGUGUUGCAUUGGUUGGCUAAGCAAGCAAAUUUGGCUGAGUGUGGGAAGUCGUUUGGGAAGAAGGUGGAUUCGAGAAAGAGUGAGGUUCAUGGGCAUAUUGCUGAUGCUUUUGGGGCUUCUUUGGUUGAGCCGUGGUUAGCUGCUCAUGGAGAUCCAUCCAGAUGCGUCCUUCUCGGAGUGAGUUGUGGUGCAAACAUUGCUGAUUAUGUAGCUCGCAAAUCAGUCGAAUCUGGUACACUAUUGGAUCCAGUUAAGGUGGUGGCGCAAGUGUUAAUGUAUCCAUUCUUCAUUGGAAGUACUCCCACACAUUCUGAGAUAAAGCUAUCAAACUCUUAUUUCUUUGACAAAUCUAUGAGCAUACUUGCAUGGAAACUCUUCCUGCCAGAAGAUGAGUUUGACCUAGACCACCCUGCAGCCAACCCCCUCACUCCCAACAGAAGCGGUCCACCUCUGAAGCGGAUGCCCCCUACAUUGACGGUUGUGGCAGAACAUGAUUGGAUGCGGGAUCGUGCUAUUGCUUAUGCCCAGGAGCUAAAAAAGGUGAAUGUUGAUGCACCAGUUCUGGAUUACAAGGACUGUGUACAUGAAUUUGCCACUCUUGAUGUGUUACUUAGGACACCUGAAGCACAAGCAUGUGCAGAAGACAUAUCCAUAUGGGUAAAGAAGUAUAUCUCACUUAGAGGUCACGAGUUCUCAUAUUAGCAAAUGCAAUUUUAUACUACAUAGAAGCGUGCAUUGGCCGGCUAUCUUUGAUGUUUUAUAAGAGGUGGGGGAUAUAUAUCGAGUAUUACAGAAAGAUCUCCUUCAGGUUUUGUUCUGCUUUUUGUAUCAUAAACGAUUAUGCUAGAGUAUAGUUGAGUUACGAGAUACCCAUGUUGAUUGAUCCCCUGUGCUUAGUUGUGGACAUAUUUGCUCAUUGCUUUGUACCAAUGUUGUAACAUUUGUACUGAUGGAUUAUAUUAAUUGAAUCUUUCAGCUUGUAUUUA
Molecule: messenger RNA, 1980 nt
Organism: Erigeron canadensis
Lineage: Eukaryota; Viridiplantae; Streptophyta; Magnoliopsida; Asterales; Asteraceae
Product: probable carboxylesterase 16
Exons: 2
Coding region: 272-1696 (474 amino acids)
Molecular function (GO): hydrolase activity
Source: RefSeq, a predicted model, not a curated record